AUGGUUGUUUCGUGCGUCGCCAUAUUAAAUUCCAUUUUGUGGAUUUUAGUUUGGCUGAUUACUUGGCCACUGUCUCUUGUAUUGGCGGUAAUUGAAGUCCUUUUGAUUCCAUUAUGCGUUUGCUCUACAAAGGUGAAAGAUGUCGUCGAAGAACUCGACCGAAUAUCAAAGUGGUUUGCCUUCGUGCCCAUGGAGAACGCAUGCAAAAUGAAGCCUAUCCGUCCCCAUCAAGACAUUCCCGUCCCAACCGAUGAGUCGGGAUCACCCGACCUUGUUUAG
Echinococcus granulosus is the source of this 279-nucleotide messenger RNA. RefSeq lists its product as hypothetical. The record is from RefSeq and is a predicted model, not a curated record. The transcript has 2 exons. Bases 1 to 279 code for a protein of 92 amino acids. NCBI's taxonomy places the organism in Eukaryota, Metazoa, Platyhelminthes, Cestoda, Cyclophyllidea, Taeniidae.